Paralichthys olivaceus (Japanese flounder) is the source of this 1183-nucleotide messenger RNA. NCBI's taxonomy places the organism in Eukaryota, Metazoa, Chordata, Actinopteri, Pleuronectiformes, Paralichthyidae. The record is from RefSeq and is a predicted model, not a curated record.
CUCCCACAGAAAUGAGUGUUUUUAUGUGGUGCAGAAGAGAGUUGUACUGACAGUCACCUGGGAUCACACACUGAGGUCUGCCUCCACUGCAUUAUAGUAUUAUUAAAAAUAAGUAUUUAUUUAUUCUCCUCAUCACACAAGUGUUGGACAUGGGAUUCCUGCUCACAAAGAUGUUGGCUGUGUUUGGUGACAAAGAGCACAAAGUCAUCAUAGUGGGUUUGGACAACGCAGGAAAGACGACCAUCCUCUACCAGUUUCUGACAAAGGAGGCCGUCCACACGUCGCCAACCAUCGGCAGCAACGUUGAGGAGAUCGUCGUGCGGAAGACACACUUCUUGGUUUGGGACAUAGGAGGACAGGAGAGCCUUCGAGCCAGCUGGCACUCGUACUACUGCAACACAGAGCAGUUUUUGGUGGUUUCCUUUUCUAGUCCUAAAUAUCACAGCUCUAUAAACAUAUACGCAUUAAAAGGAAGCAGCACUGUUAAUCCAUCCAUUCUUGUUUUGCAGGGCCUACAGAGAGCAGCCGUCCUCAUUCUGGCCAACAAACAGGACAUGAAGGGCUCGAUGACGGCCAAGGAGAUCUCUCAGUGCCUCACACUCGACUCCAUCACAACUCACUCCUGGCAUGUCCAGGCCUGCUGCGCCCUGACAGGAGAGGGUCUACCUGCCAGUCUGGAUUGGAUGAGGUCAAGGGUCGUAGCAAACUAAAAAAGUGGAUAAAACCUCCUGAUGCUGAGCCAACCUCGAAGACGCCGCAGGCCGCAGUGUCAGGAUCAUUUGCAGUGUAUAGGCAGACUCCUGUGAACAUUUUGUCUGUGACUGAUUCUGGUCACCACACCUACAGUACAGUGUCUUGCCUCGCCCCUCGUCUGGCUGAGCCUCAAGGUGGCUGAGCAACCGAACGCCUGGAUGAAUUUAGGGUUGGUGAAUAUGCACCGUCCAAAUGUCCAAACCCUGAGUGUUUUAAUAGUAAUCUGGAGAAGAUUCCUCAUGUAAAAACAGCUUUUGAAUCACAAAGCGAGUUUGUGACCUAUGGCAUUAAACAUAUAUGGAGGAUGAUACUGUAACUGAAGAAACUAUAAGCAGGAGCUGUAGCUCCUGUGCAGUGUUGGGACGCCAGUCUGCACCAGAAUUACUUUAUGUUUUACACCAGAGAGCAACAGGACUGUUUUUUACCUAAA